Cyanistes caeruleus (blue tit) is the source of this 3124-nucleotide messenger RNA. NCBI's taxonomy places the organism in Eukaryota, Metazoa, Chordata, Aves, Passeriformes, Paridae. The record is from RefSeq and is a predicted model, not a curated record.
AUGCCAAUUUCUGUGCACUCAAUAAAUAAUGGAGAUGCAGCUCUAAAUGUCUCGUAUUCACUCAUGAGCAGCAUGUUUUUUUUUCUUUCAGCUCCAGCGGUAAACAGAUUCACCAGACGUGCAUCAGUGUGUGCAGAAGCUUACAAUCCUGAUGAGGAAGAGGACGACGCAGAAUCUAGGAUUAUUCACCCCAAAACAGAUGAUCAAAGAAACAGACUGCAGGAGGCGUGCAAGGACAUCCUUCUUUUUAAGAACCUAGAUCCGGAACAGAUGUCUCAGGUGUUAGAUGCGAUGUUUGAAAAGAUGGUUGAAGGAGGGGAACAUGUGAUUGAUCAAGGGGAUGAUGGUGACAACUUCUACGUCAUUGACAGAGGUACAUAUGAUAUUUAUGUAAAAUGUGAUGGUGUUGGGAGAUGUGUUGGAACCUAUGAUAACCGAGGAUGUUUUGGUGAGUUGGCCUUAAUGUACAAUACACCCAGAGCAGCUACAAUUAUAGCUACCUCUCCUGGUUCCAUCUGGGGUUUGGAUAGGGUAACAUUCCGAAGAAUCAUUGUAAAAAACAAUGCCAAAAAGAGAAGAAUGUAUGAAAGUUUUAUUGAGUCAUUGCCAUUCCUUAAAUCUUUAGAAGUAUCUGAGCGUUUAAAAGUGGUUGAUGUGAUUGGUACCAAAGUGUACAAAGAUGGAGAACAAAUCAUUGCUCAGGGUGACUUGGCUGAUUCUUUCUUUAUUGUGGAAUCUGGAGAAGUAAGGAUUAUAAUGACAAGGAAGGGUAAACAAGAUCUAGAAGAGAAUGGAGCAGUAGAAAUAGCUCGAUGCUCAAGAGGACAAUAUUUUGGAGAACUUGCUCUUGUAACUAACAAACCCCGAGCUGCUUCUGCAUUUGCUCUUGGCACUGUCAAAUGUUUAGUUAUGGAUGUGCAGGCAUUUGAAAGGCUUUUGGGACCUUGUAUGGAAAUUCUGAAAAGGAACAUUGCAAACUAUGAAGAGCAGCUCGUUGCUCUUUUUGGAACAAACAUGGACAUUGCUGACACCAGUGCAUGAACUAAACAUUGGAGCAACAAGAUCUGUUAUGAGAAUAUAGCACAGUAGUGGUUAGUCCACUGAGAAAUUGUCUCUCUUCCUAUAGAUGCCAAGCAUUUUCUGUGAUUUUAAGAAUGGGAUUGGGGUUUUUUGGUUUGGUUUGUUCUUGGUUGGGUGGUUCUUUCGUUUUUGUUUGUUUUGUUGUUUUUUUUUUUUUAAAUAUGACAGUGGAAAUACUAGUUAAGAAAAUAGCAAUUCAAUGAAUUGAGGGCUUGAUUUUUAAAAGUGCUCAGAAUUGAUGGUUCCAUUUGGUACAAAGACAUCCUGUAGUAGCACAGUACCUUUGAAAAUCAAGUCCUUGAACACAGCAUUUCCUUAAAGAAGAGAUUUUUAAAGAAACCCACAUGUGAUGAACUUGUUAAACCAGCUUCUGUUCUUCAAAAAGGUUACAUCUUUUCUGGAAAGACUGUUAGUUUGAAUGUGAUAUGUUGAAAGUAUUAGUGCACACAAAGUGUUUAUAUGUAUUAAUACAGAAGAUAUACAGUAGAUAUUACUUUUUGACUAUUACAGUUGUCAUAAUUUUAUGUUGCAUUUAUCACAGAUGUAGUGAAUCACAAGAUUAAUCAUAAGAUAAAGCAUGACAAUGCGUUUUGUGUAACGCUCAUGACCCAAAUCUGGUUUUUAACAUUUCGUAAUUUGUUUUAAAGUCCUCUUUGUUUAAUAUGUCAUGUUUCAGCACGACAUUGUAAUAUCUUAUGCAAUUUAGAGGACUUGUAUAUUUUUGCAAUAAACUGCAUUUUUUAUUAGUUACAUGAAUUCUGUACAUGAGUGAGGACAGCUGACAAAUUUACCUUAAUGCUUUCAAAGCAAAGGCAUGGGUCAUUGUCAUGUUCUACCUAAUCAUACAUAACCUAUAUUGUUUUCCUUCUCCCUUGUUUUAUAUUUAUGCAUUUUGUCUUCUCUAUUUAUGCUUGUUCUCUAGUAAAUUUUUUUUUUAGAUAUCACCUUUUUUACUGUUAAAUCUGUUUCAAGUGAAAUGAUCUCUGUAUAUCUCUCUUCCUGCAGUCUAAUCUUAGCUAUCAAAGAUCUGAGUCAAUUACUGAAGUGAUUGAUAUCAAAAGCCAUGCUAAACUAAGCUUGUCCUUGAAAAUCCUUAACAGGAAGUGCAAAAAUAUUUUUAAUUUGAAAGAUCAGUACUUCCAAAGCUUUGCACACAUCUGUCGUCAUUAAAGCUAACAUGUCUUGCUUUCAAAAACCUGUAGGUCAUCAUGAAAUAAUGUGUUCAGCCAUAAUAGCAUGGGAUACCUUCUGGGACUGAGGAGAGAGAAUAUCAUCUUAAUUAUGAGCACAGGGCUCAUUGCUUACAAGGGUCUGUGACUGGAAAUUUCAGGCACAGUCCAAUUUCAAUCCUGCUUACUGACCUGUCUCUUGAUGUUCAUGGACAGCCAGUGCGCGUACUGGCGAUGGGCAACUCUGCCAAAAUGACACUGCAAGAGUUGUAGGAAGGCUGCUUGUGCCCUGAUUCAAACACCUGAAUUAUAACAUCUUUCCUUCUUAGAUACUGACUUUUCUAAUGCCAUAUAUUUGUGUAUGUAGAUGUAAUCAUUAUGCUACAGUUAGUGAUAUGUUCUGACAAUUAAUAUAAUCAUACAUGUAUAUGAAAUUAUGAUUAUAUUAUAUAACAAUAUAUAAUUUAUAUCAUAUAAUAUGGUAUAAAUUAUAAAUCAGAUUCCUAACAAAAUACAAUCUGAACAAAAUUUACAAAUGUAUUUUUUUUUACCUAGAAACCUGGUAUGAAUAAUUGCACAUAUGAUAACUUGCCUUUGUACUUUUGAUUUAUGGGAAAAAGAGAAGCCCGUUAUACUAGAAGGAAAUAUCAGGUGACCAAAAUCUACACUCUUGUCAUUCUGUAUGCUUAAUCUCUAAAAGCUACCUAUAUUUUGCACUGGCUUAAUGUGAUUAAGAAAAAUGCUAGAAAUUACUUGUAUGGCAGUAAACUACAAUCAAGGCCAUAAAUGCCAGUCAUGAUAUUUUCAAUAUUGUUGGUUAUAUUUAAAGUUUCCUUACAAUAAACAACACUUUUAUAUAUAAAAAUCUACAUUUA